GUCCCAUUGCGGAGGUUGCAGAGAGAGCCCUGCACUCCGCGCUUGGACUGUGUUCUGGGCGUGGGGGCUGACAGAGGCUGGGGAGGAGCCCCAUCCCAGCUCCUGCGCCACGGACCCCGCCCGCGGGACGCAGGAACCAAGCGAGGCGGUGUGCUCCACGGUAGUCUCAGCGCCGCCGGGCAGGUUUGCGCGGGGCAGGUCGCCCGAGUCCCUGGGGGUGGAGUGCAGCGUGGGCGGGGCUCACUGCUGCGGCUCCGUGGGCCAGCUCCCGCGGGCGCCUGCUGCCCGGCCUUUCCACCCGAGGUCCCAACAGAGAUGACCGCCAGCAAGCGGGUGGCCAAGGAGCUGGAGGAGCUUUCGAAGCAGCUUCCGCCGUACCUGCGGCACCUGUCCAGCGAUGACGCCAACGUGCUGGAGUGGCGCACGCUCCUGCUGCCCGAUCUGAGCACCCAGGUAUUGAAUCUGUCACACAGCACCCAGGUAUUGAAUCUGUCACACAGCACCCAGGUAUUGAAUCGGUCACACAGUACCCAGAUUAGGAAACUGAGGUUCAGGGGUGAGAUGUGGCUUACUCAUGGCAACAGGGCAAAGCCUAGGGUCAGACUUUCCUGCCGGGCAGGCCAGUGCUCUUGUGACCAACUUCCCUAUGGACUCAAGGCCUUCAGACUGCAAAUUGAUUUCCCCAGGGAGUAUCCACUUAAGCCUCCCACUUUAAAAUUCAUUACCAAGAUCUACCACCCCAACGUCGGAGAGGACGGGCUGGUGUGCCUGCCCCUCAUCAGCAGGGAGAAUUGGAAGCCUUAUACCAAGGCCUAUCAAGUCUUGGAGGCCCUCAACGUUCUCGUGAGCAGACCGAACCUGGACGAGCCCGUGCGUUUGGAGCUUGCUGACCUCCUGACUCAGAACCCCGAGCAGUUCUGGAAGAAGGCGGAGGAGUUCACGCUUCAGUUCGGAGUGGACCGACCCUCCUGUGGUUCUGAGGCCUCUCUGCCCGGAUCUUCCGCUUAGUGGGCUGAUACCACAGUGUGGUGGCGGAGGCCUUUGGAGGCUCAAGUUCUCCUUUGGAGCUGCUGAUAUGGCCCCCAGUGUGUGUGGAGGGGCGGGCUGGGCCUGUGUGGAGCGUGCUCCUCCCCCGGCUCAUGGCUGUAGAUGUGCCAUCCCCACAUCCUUGGUGGCUCCGGGGAAGUUAGGUCUGCACAGUUUCAGGUUUGCUUGCUUUCCAGUUCUCCAACUUAGGCCAGGGCAACUGGCAGAAAAUAGAACCCAGGCCUGGAGGGGUGGGUGAGGGGGGCAGGACCGUCCCCGGAUGGCAGAGUCCACAAAGGUGCCACAUUCGCUGCUGAGUGAUCAGAAUCAACCACACUUAGGAGAGGCAUGCCCAUAUUUACGUGUUAAACAUUUCAUUUUCUGCUGGCGAAUCUCAAAAUAAAGAGUCUAACUGCCCUCCGUCCAGAAA
Messenger RNA from Meriones unguiculatus (Mongolian gerbil), 1456 nucleotides. RefSeq names its product ubiquitin conjugating enzyme E2 L6 (gene Ube2l6). The coding region runs from base 316 to 1008 and encodes 230 amino acids. Lineage: Eukaryota; Metazoa; Chordata; Mammalia; Rodentia; Muridae. The record is from RefSeq and is a predicted model, not a curated record. The transcript is spliced from 6 exons.